AGAAAUGCUGAUCUUUUUAGGAUAACUUUAUACAGUUUAGUGUCAAGUUUGUUCAAACCCUAACCCCUGGGUUGUAUCUUGUAACUCUGCAAACUUUCCUUUAUCAUAUUAUGUAGAUUCAAGUUGUCCAAACAGUUAGUCUGGACCAUACAUGGGACCCAAAAGGGGCACAACUGUUUACAAAGAAAUACAGUGAGCCAUGAUAACUCUCUCAAAGAAGCUGAAGCAGCCCCCAGAGUCGCCAAAAAACAAAAAAGUUGCUGAAGACAUUACAAAGAGAAUAUCCAUUCGAGAUAAACUUUUAGUCAAAGAGGUUCAGGAGAUGGAAGAAAACUUACCUAAAACCUGCACUGUGAACUUUGAAGAUCCUAAUAAAUUACAUGUGUUUGAUCUGACCAUUGUCCCAGAUGAAGGAUUUUGGAAGAGUGGAAAAUUUAAAUUUCGUCUUGAUAUACCAGAGGAAUAUAACAUAGUACCUCCAAAUGUUGUGUGUAAUACAAGGAUAUGGCACCCUAAUAUUAAUGAAGAUGGAGAAGUUUGCCUAAGUCUGCUACGCCAGAACUCAUACGACAGCUUAGGUUGGGCACCCACUAGACGACUGAAGGAUGUUGUGUGGGGCUUAAACUCUUUAUUUUCAGAUUUAUUGAAUUUUGAUGACCCAUUAAAUGUGGAGGCUGCAGACCAUUACUCAAGGAACAAGGAAUCAUUCAAAGCCAAAGUGAGAGACUAUAUACAAAUGUAUGCAACCAGGUGAUGAACAUCACCGUCUAUAACAACUGAAGUGUUCCACCAGUGUGAAUCCAUCAUAGAGAUUUCAGCAGUUACCAUGGUUACAGUAUUGCAGAGAAACAGUGCAUCAGAGUUUGAACACUGAUCUCCCAUUUUGCGGACUGACGAAGUCUUUGCUGCUCGGCCAUGUAAACUCUCACUAGAACUCUGCUUUAAAUAGUGACCUGUUAUUUUUUAUGAAUCAUUUGCUUUUUCUAUAUUGUUCUUUCCGUUUAAUACUUAAUGGUUUUGGCAGUGGUAUGAUAAAGGUGUAGAUGUGAGAAGAUUGCCCGUUAUAGAAGAGUGAGGAUAUUUAAUUGUUGAAGAAGUAUAGAUAUACAAGCAUGGUCAGCUAUUAAUUGAACACAAUAUUUUGCUUGUAUUGCUACAUUUAAGAAUGUUUGGAACUAAUAAGGCAUUAUCCUGAUGUAAUUGUGGGUGAUGUCACCCCGCCAUGUCAGAGUAUAGUAAUGUUUGUGGGAUGUUUGAACUGGUUGGAGUAUGGUGCUAUCUCUGCUUUAGAAGAUUAUUUGCUAUGUCAGAAUAGAUUUCCAUUCUUUUCUGCAAUGAUUGCAACCAAAUGCUAUAAACAUGUACCAUGUGAAUCAACAAAGAAAACAUAAAUUAUUUGUACCUGGUAUUCAAUCCCAAUUUUAGCAUGUAUAUGUAUAACUAAAUGUAUUCUUCAAUUUGAUGGUGUUGAACACUACUUAUAUAUUACACAAUGGAUAAUCAGCAUAGAAUGAAGUAAAAAAAGUGUGUGCUGUGAGAUUGACAUGAAGCUCAAAUAAUGGAUGUAGUAUUUCAACUCUGUUCCUUGAUAAAUGUAUGAUAUUUACAAAAUAUUUUAAGCAUUAAUUGCAUGGAAUUUUACUGUCUUAUUUUCCUAAAGUCUAAAGGAUUACAAAUUUAUUUUUUCUUAUGACUACAUUGUACAAGAUGUAAUGUUUUAGGGUUGUUUUUUUUUUAAUUAUAAACUUAUACAUUAAUACAUGUAUAUGUAUAUAUGCCAUGUGCCUAUGUCAGUAUUUAAUAAUGCUGUAUGUAUGAUGUAUAGAUAACAGAUUAGUAAAAUCAAUAACAUAUAUGACCCAGUCACUGCUCCAAUGGACUGGGAAUCUACUUAAUUAAUACACCAGGCCAGUGGUGUAAUGGAGUUGUGCAUUGCUGGACCAUUCUGUAGCUGAUUCAGGCAAGGAAUGCUCCCAGGACCACUGUUUGGUAGACUAUUUGUUCCCUGACCCUUCCAUGCUCCUAUCCCACAAACAUUUGGGUUUAAAGCUACAUUGAAUACAAACAGAAUUGCUGUGAUUUUUAAUGUUAUGAUGAAUGAAAAAAUAAAAAUAUAAUUCAAUAUCAAAGUU
Molecule: messenger RNA, 2132 nt
Organism: Magallana angulata
Lineage: Eukaryota; Metazoa; Mollusca; Bivalvia; Ostreida; Ostreidae
Product: NEDD8-conjugating enzyme UBE2F-like
Exons: 7
Coding region: 200-754 (184 amino acids)
Source: RefSeq, a predicted model, not a curated record